This is a messenger RNA of Eriocheir sinensis (Chinese mitten crab), 4802 nucleotides long. Its product is annotated as N-acetylgalactosaminyltransferase 6-like. The transcript has 13 exons. The record is from RefSeq and is a predicted model, not a curated record. The coding region runs from base 325 to 2064 and encodes 579 amino acids. Lineage: Eukaryota; Metazoa; Arthropoda; Malacostraca; Decapoda; Varunidae. Gene Ontology annotation, cellular component: Golgi apparatus.
CCUCCCUCCUCAACCUUGUGCAUUGCGGUGAUGCACAUGGCUUACAUAACACCUACGCACCUUUUAUCUAUGUGCAUCUCCUUUGCACAAAUAAUUAAUAAUUGAACACUCAGCGAUCCGUGCUCUGAGCGAGUGGAGGGCAGUGAUCGAGACAGGUGCAAGGUCCUCCCUCUCUCCCUUCCGCUCCCUUCCUCUCACUUGUGCAUGGCUCUCAGCGGCUGAAGGAAGGCUCAGAGGCUCCGUGUAAGCCUGAGAUCUCUUGUGCCCUGAGGUUUGCAUAUGUGAGUGUUUGUUCACCACCAUCACCACCACCACCAAACAACCAUGAGGCUGCGGAGACUAUGGGUGCGGCACCAGGGAAAGGUGUUGAUGCUAGCGCUCCUGGCCAUGAUCCUGAUUCUGGCCACGUCCUCGACCCCACUGCGGGACAUGAUCAAGAGGGAGGAGGAGGGAGUGGUGUUAGUGGACGGGGUGAAGAAAAGGGAUUACCAUGAUUAUGAAUACCUGAAGAAAGAGCAGAAGCAGACCGGCACAGGUGAGGUGGGCGCGGCUGCCUCCCUACCGUCGGGCCUGGAGAAGGAGAAGGAUGAGCUGUACAAGGUGAAUGGGUUUAAUGCAAGAUUGUCGGAUGAAAUAGCACUCAACCGCUCCCUCAAGGACAUCCGCCAUCCCAAGUGCAAGGACAAGCUGUAUCUGACGUCCCUCCCCACGGCAGCGGUGGUCGUGCCCUUCCACAACGAGCACUGGACCACCCUCCUCCGCACUGCCACCUCCGCCUACAACCGCUCCCCGAAACACCUGCUGAAGGAGAUCAUUCUGGUGGAUGACGCCAGCACGAAAGAGUUCCUGGGCAAGCAGCUGGACACCUACCUGGCCAAACACCUGCCCAUCGCCCGUGUGGUGAGGCUGCCCGAGCGCUGGGGACUCAUCAGGGCACGGCUGGAAGGGGCCAAGCAUGCAACGGCAGAUGUUUUGAUUUUCCUCGACUCACACACCGAGUGCGCUACCAAUUGGCUGCCUCCUCUGCUGGACCCCAUCAAGCGCGACUACAAAACAGCCGUGUGUCCCUUCAUCGACGUGAUAGACUUUGAGACCUUCGAGUACCGGGCGCAGGAUGAAGGUCGUCGGGGAGCCUUUGACUGGGAGUUCUAUUACAAGCGUCUCCCGGUACUUCCUGAGGAUGAGAAGAACAUGCCUGAACCGUUCAAGAGCCCAGUCAUGGCUGGUGGACUGUUUGCGAUCAGCUCCAAGUUCUUCUGGGAGCUGGGUGGCUAUGACCCAGGCCUGGACAUCUGGGGUGGGGAGCAGUACGAGCUGUCCUUCAAGAUCUGGCAGUGUCACGGCAUCAUGGUGGAUGCUCCCUGCUCGAGGAUAGGACACAUCUACCGCAAGUUUGCCCCCUUCCCUAACCCGCGCAAGGAUAACUUUGUGGCCAGGAAUUACCGAAGAGUUGCGGAGGUUUGGAUGGACGAAUACAAGCAAUACCUGUACAUGAGGCAACCUGGAUGGCUUCAGGUAGACACAGGUGACAUUAGUGAGCAGAGGGCAGUGCGGGAGAGGAACAAAUGCAAGCCGUUCAAGUGGUUCAUGGAAAAUGUCGCCUUCGACCUCGCCAAACACUACCCUCUCGUGGAACCGCCAGACUACUGCAACGGAACUAUUAAGAGUGUGGCUGAGCCGAGUUUGUGUGUGGACUCCAAGUACAAAGGCCAGUUUGAUCGCCUGGACUCCCUGGGGACGUGUGGUGAUACCUCUCAGUUCAAGUUCCAGCUGACGGCAUACAAGGACUUGCGGCCUUUAAAGAGUCACAAUUGUUUUGACGUGCCAGACCUCAAGCAGGAGAGGGCACCGGUACUGCUCUUUGGCUGCCACAAGGGACUCGGGAACCAGAUGUGGAAGUACGACCUGACACCUCAUGGGUGGGGACACGGGCUAUAUGGAAGCUGUCAGGGUCAAGCGCGUAUGUCCCUCCGAGGAGGGACCACAGACCCUUGCCAGGUGGUGGCUCACGAAGGGGAGGGGAGGAUGUCAAUAGACCGACUCUGUUGGCUGACGUCAGCCUAGCCAACCAUGUCGAUCGUUCGACGAGGACUGGCGAGUCUCUUUGUACAAGUGGAAGAUGUGAGCGUGGGUUCCCUUUGUUCGCCGCAAGACGGGAGUGCUUAAAGCGGAAAACAAUGGGAAUGGAGUCUCAGUUAACCUUUAAAGGAUGGCUGGCAGGAAUUCCUGCUUGGGUGGAGAAAGGCAGAGUGUGGGAAUUCCCGUCAUCCAGUUUCCUGCCAAGAUUUGUUGUUUCUUUCAUCAUGUAAAUGAAAGAUUGGUGGUGUAAAAGCACUAUGAACUAUUGUUUUGGUCUCAUAUUGCUUCACAGGGCAUUGCUGAAGAACACCUAUUUCGCCAAAUUUUUAUCAAAGUGGCACACGCUUGUGAGCAGAAAAUCACCCUCUUGCCCGUCCUUCAGGGGUUAGGGUUGCCACCUUGCGCUAAAAUAAAUGAGGAAUGCACCAUCCCAUUUUACAAUACAGAACGAAUCCAUAUUUUAAGGAACGGGUGACAACCCUAAAAUUUCUCUAGCUUGCCACGACUGACAGCUGCUGCCCGCUGCUGGCGAAGACAGGAGGAAGAGGGAAGGACAUUACAAUGCAUAAUAUACAUGUACAGAUGCCCCCCUUCGUUCGCGGCCUCACCGUUCACGGAUUCGCUUAUAUGCAGGUAGGGUAAUUGUGACACCCCCCACCGAACGCGGAUGAAAACUUGCGCAUAAAGCGGUCUGAUCCUUACUUAGUGCCGCUUUCACAGUCACUUUGUUUGUUUUGACUGUUACAUAUGAGCGGCGAUCGCUGCUACAGUAUUUCCACGUGAAAGUGGCCGAUGGGGUAGUGGUGGCUGCAGAGGAAGCAAGAGGUGUUGAGCGUGUGUGGCAAGGUGUGGGGUGGGGCUAACCCCGCAGCCGCCACUACUCCAUUGGCUAGUUUCACGUGGAAAUACUAUAGUGGCGAUCGCCGCUUAUUUGUAACGAUCAAAACAAAAAAAAGUGACUGUGAAAACAGCCCUAAAUCCCAAUAUUUUACAAUUAAAAUCCUUGAUACUUACUGGGACCUGCCAGAACUGGUCCUUUUUAAAGACUCGAGGCUACUGCUUUGAGGAGUAAACAAAAUUGGCAGAGACUGCAACAGUGGCGGAGGGGUAACGGGUAUAAAGUUUGUACGGGCAUACAACCGGGAACAGCAACAAAUGGACCUUCCAAGGGCCCAGUAAACACUCAAAUCAAUUAAUAAUAUAUUGGAUGUAUAUGGAUAUACAUAUGAAUGUUAACACAAAGGGGAGAGACGAGAAUUAACUAAUACUUGAUGGCUGGGUGGAAAACGAGCAAUGCGGUGUUCUUACCUUUCAAGGGCCCAGUAAACACUGAUGCCACAGGCUGAUUGCAGUGUUGCCAAACUAUCGUACUCAUCGCAUUGCAUUUUUUCAUAGUUUCCGAUCGAUAACUACCGCAAAAACACCACUCGCCCGCCAACCACCAUCGCCUACACACUCAUACUCACCACAACCAAGCACAGAGUGAGUGUUAAAUUAUUACAGUCCAUAUUUAAUUUGUGAUUUAUAUGUAUGUAAAACUAUAUAACAAUGCUGAGAAAUGCCUUAGAAAUCCUUUUUUUUUAUUCGAUCGAGAUGGUAGAACAAAACCCUAUUUUAACUAUUUGAUUAUACUCACGUCGAUCGCGGAUUCGCGGACCACAGGAAUCUCACGGAACCAAACACCCAUGAACGGCGGGGGGCUUCUGUAUUUCAGGAUGACCCUUGACAAACAAUUUUAUGGACUAGUUUUGUGGUUCACCAAAAAAUGAGCUCACUACAGUUUUAAAAUACUGAAUUUUAUCUGCUGAACCAUUCAGACAGCCAAAUAUGGAAGAAAUGGCAUAAGUAAAGUUAGGUAUGGUUAGUUUAAUCUAUUCGGCACACAUUGUGGGGCGGCAGAAACACGUAACGCAGCGCAGGAUGGGACAUGGCGGCGGUCCACUAUAUGCGGGUCAGUGUUUCGAGAAAUACCUCCUCGCAGAAACGAGUCGCUCUGCUGUUCAAUACGCAUGCACACUGGGGGAAUACAUAGCAGGGAAAAUAUUAAUUUGCCUGGGUUUUUUCUAGUUUAUCCACUUGUGAUUUUUGUGAGCAAUGAGUGAUAUAAAGAAACAGUAAGCAAGUUAAACCUCUCUGCCAGCUAUAUUGUGGCUGCGGCAGCGGGUGCACAACAGGCAAUUGAAAAGUCAAUAAUUUAUUGAUUUCCGAAGAAAAAGUAACUACCUCCAUAAUAAACAGCAUCAUGUUUUGUCCAGUCAGCAUCUCUAAAUUAGUAGGCUACCCUCUUGUGAGUAAUCCUUCUUGCCCAAUAUAGCAGCAUGUUUGCCUAGCUUCACCUAUCACCUGACUGAUUCUUUGACCAAAUAGUUGUAAAUAUUGCACUUGCCAGAAUCUCCCCUCCCUAUUUCAUUCAGUUUUUAUUUUAUUUUGAUUCUCAUAAAAAUAUUUCAAAAUCCGAAAAAAUAAAACAUCCACAACACUCUUGGUCCUAGGAUCAUUGGAUAAGGGAUUCUCAACUUAUAUUACUAAAAGUGUGUGUGUGUGUGUGUGUGUGUGUGUGUGUGUGUGUGUGUGUGUGUGUGUGUGUGUGUAUGCAUUGGUUGCUAUACAUAUUCAUUCUACAAUUUUUUUUUCCCCUUGAUGAACUUGUCUAUUCAUCUUUUUUUCAUCCUCUUUGUGUGAUUCACAUUUUGCCAACAAUAAAUAUGUUUGAUAUGAAGACA